This is a messenger RNA of Trichoderma asperellum CBS 433.97, 1292 nucleotides long. RefSeq lists its product as uncharacterized. Lineage: Eukaryota; Fungi; Ascomycota; Sordariomycetes; Hypocreales; Hypocreaceae. The record is from RefSeq and is a predicted model, not a curated record.
CCAACAUCUGCUCCAUCUACGUCCUCCAAGAAGCCUCACUUGCACCGUUUUGCGAAGAUGGAUGCGAGCAGUUCGACUUUGAAGGCUCGUGACGCCAUCCGAGAACAGUUUGCCAACAUGUCUGCAUCUCAAUCCGAGACUCCGAGCACUUCUCCUUCAACCAACGGUGUUAAUCAGGAGCCUCACAUGCGCUGGCCGCCCCCAACAUUGUUCCCCGGGCAGAGCUUCAACAUACCGUUCCAGCAGCAGGCAUCUAACCCGUUACUCGCAUUUUCACGCCUUCAGGAGAAAUAUAAACAGCAUUUCCAAACGCACUACGGCCAUCAAGCCACUCCUCUCAAUCCAGGCGGCUUGUCACCACCAUCCUCAUCAUCAAAGUCCCCGGAACUCAACCAAUACCCCUCCUUUUCUGCCAGACUUGAUCAGGAACAGCGUGUAUCUGCAAGUAUACAUAUCCUCCGCCACGUCCAAAACACCCUUCAGCAGCGCCACCACGAGACACAGCUGCACCUCGCCCGCACCGAGCAACUCAUAGAGCAGACGGCAUGGGAUCUCUUCUUCCAAAGCCCCCUGGACUUUAUGUGCCACAAGAUGGAUAUCCUCAUCGGCCCUGCCGCAAUCGGCGCUCUCACUGGAGGGGUGAUCGCCCCAAAGGCUCAAUCUGUUCGCGAGAGCGAGGCUUGGAUGAGAAAGUUGGAUGUCUUGAGAGACUUGCAGGAUGACGAAUGCGCCGCGAAGAAGAGGAUGGAGAAGACUAUGAGACAGAUGAAACGUACAGACGAGAUGAUGAUUGUGGGCUCAUUGAAGCUACAGCAGCUGUCAUCGCAGAGAAGCACCCCUUUCGGGGGCCCAUACAGCAUGGGGUUUCAUAAUCCCUUUUCUGGAGCUCAGACAAUGGCAUUUUCAUCAGGCGUAACGGGCAUCAACAUGGCUGGAAACUCGAAAAGCACAGCAUCUGCGGCGCCAAGCACUUUUUCGAAUUGGCCAAAGUUUGGUGCUCCGCAAGAUGUCAAUCAUGAUGAAGCCAGUAGCAUCAAUGUCACCGACAGCAGCAGCACUGGUAGUAGCAGUCACUUUGAAGCGUAUUGCGGCGGCCAUGAAUGCUGUGGACACCGCGGUCAGUGAUUGAUGGAGAUUUUGGGACUCUGGCUGAGCUUUUAGAACAAUUUAUUUUGCUGUUACUGGGAGUUUAAGGGGGUUUGGUGCAGCUCGGGUAAGGGGAAGCAUGUAAACAAAUCGAGGCUUAGGGUAGGGGAUCUGGCUAUAUUCGCCAUUAUUUUAACCGCUCCCGG